GACUGACUAUCACUCCACUUGCUUUGCCUUAUCAUCAAGUCAAGGCAAUGAUUGUUCUUCACUAUGAUCCACUCCGUUUUGAAUCAUUUUGAAGCGAGCGACGGAGGCAGAGCCAGAGCCAGAGCCAGAGCCAGAGCCAGAGCCAGAAAUGGCCGGAAAUAGCAUCGAUCGUAGAUGGUCUCUUCAAGGAAUGACAGCUCUUGUCACCGGUGGUACCAGUGGAAUCGGGCUUGCAGUGGUGGAGGAAUUUGCGGGACUGGGAGCAACCGUGCACACAUGCUCUUUUAAUGAAUCCCAGCUAAAUGAAUGCUUACGUCAUUGGGAAAGCAAGGGUUUCCAAGUAACUGGUUCUUUCUGUGAUUUAACAUCUCGAACCCAAAGAGAAGAGCUAAUGGCCACUGUCUCCUCUCUGUUCCAUGGAAAUGUUGAAACCUUAAAACCCAAUCUAUGCUUUCCAAGCCAAACUUGCGUAAGACAGGGAAAAUUGAUAAACAAUGUGGGUACGGGGUUGGUGAAACCAGCUAUAGAGUUCACAGCCGAUGAUUUCUCUUUUAUGACGAGCACCAAUGUUGAAUCUGGUUUCCAUUUGUCCCAACUUGCCCAACCUCUUUUGAAAAAUUCUGGAGCAGGAAGCAUUGUUUUCAUGUCCUCUGUUGCUGGUGUAGUGUCGCUAGAUGUUGGGGCUCUUUAUGGAUUGACCAAAGGAGCCUUAAUCCAACUUACAAAGAAUUUGGCAUGCGAGUGGGCAAAAGACAAUAUAAGGGUUAAUGCUGUUGCGCUCUGGUUCGUCAAGACAGAGCUUACCAAACCUAUUUUUGAAGACAACAAAUCAUUGGAGGCUAUUAACUCUCGAACUCCUAUGGGGCGCAUCGGCGAGCCAAAGGAGGUCUCUUCUGUAGUGGCAUUCCUAUGCAUGCCUGCAGCAUCAUACAUAACUGGACAAACUGUUUGCGUCGAUGGUGGGCUGACAGUGAAUGGCUUUGCUUUUCCAUGAAGAUCAUGUCACUGGUAUCAAAAAAGCCUCAAUCCUAUUUCCCUCUGUAAGACUAUAUAUGUUUAAACUAUGUUAUCUACAAAUAAAAGAGAGAAGGGAAAAAAACUGGAUACCCAUGAAGUAACAAAAAUAAACUUGUUAUUUGAUACUUAAAAUCUUCCUUUCCAUGCUUAUAAUAUUUGGCUUAUUAUAACCUCAA
Tripterygium wilfordii is the source of this 1193-nucleotide messenger RNA. Its product is annotated as tropinone reductase homolog At2g29330-like. The transcript is spliced from 6 exons. The record is from RefSeq and is a predicted model, not a curated record. The coding region runs from base 149 to 994 and encodes 281 amino acids. Gene Ontology annotation, molecular function: oxidoreductase activity. Lineage: Eukaryota; Viridiplantae; Streptophyta; Magnoliopsida; Celastrales; Celastraceae.